GGCUUGCGGCAUCUCAUAACUAUCCGUAAGCUAUAACAAGCGGAGACCUACUUUUGGAGACAGCUUCAGCUGUCGAGACCAUAUAGCUUUGACAUCGCAUUCGGUCAGCAAACACUAGAAUGCGUGCAAGAAAACUACAUACACUGUUUUUUUCGGCAGCUUUUGGCAGGGCAGGAUAGAUCGAGCGACACUGCGGCGCGCCAAAAUGUCUCCAGUCGUCAAUCAGUCCAGUCCACAGCCUCACGCCUCCCGCGGGUGCCUUCCUGGAGCACCUCGUCGCUGCGUCGAGGUAGCCCAUGGGGAGGGGCCGAGCGGGGCGAACACUCAACACUGUGCAGCAGGGCGCGGCGCGCAGAAGGGCGCGCCGGGCACCGCGGCAGCAGGAGGAUGUUGUGCAUGGGCACAUGGGUGUCCGAGUGGCCGGAUGAACAGCAAUCGCGCCGCCUUUCCCCGUCCACAAGCAACCCUAAGCUAGCCAGCCCUGCGGCUUUGACCAGCCACCAGCGGGCGGGCGGCGAUGCAAAUCCGCUGAGUUCCGUGUCUGGAAACAACGACACAGGCGUUUUCUGCGGCAUGCGCCACGCCGGCCCGGAAACGCCUUCCUCGCGCGGGGCCGCUGCUGCAGCAACACGGCUGACCGCUGAAGGCCGCGAAACCAUCACCAGCACCAACAGUUGCAAUAGCCGAGCCACCAGCAGGUGCGGGCAAAGAGGCAGAUGCAGUCGCGGCGGUCUAGCACUGCUCGUGCUGCUGCUGCCGGUCCUCGCGGGCUCGCCUCGCGGCUGCUGCAGCAUGCGCACUGCCGCCAUCUCGCGGGGGGCUGCAGAGGUGGGCGUCGGACCCAGGCUGCUGCGAGAUCUUCAAGAGCUGCACGCGGGUGAUGCCGGCGGCGGCACGUCGGACAACCAGGUCGGGGGCGCUGCAAUUACUUCGAGCGGCAGCGACCUCAUCAGCGCAGGUGCCGGCUCUGCUGCCACUGCAGCGGCGGCCACGUUGCUCGCAACAGCGGCAACAGCUGCGAACCCUGCCGACGCCUGGGAGCAGCCCCUGCCGGGCCAGCCACCUGCACCGCCGCCGCCCCUCGCGCCCCCGCCGGAGAACGUGGCGACCGCCCGCGACUGUGCCGAGUUCUUCGCGCUGCUGCGGAACCCCGCCAUCCGUGUCAUCGUGCUGCCGCAGGACCUGUGCAUGCAGCCCGCCACCGCGCCCUCGCAGCCGGUGAUGCUGGGCCACAACGUGAGUGUUGUUGGCGCGGCGCUGGCUGCGGCGGAGGGGCUGCUGGCGCCCUUCUCGCCAGUCGGCAUAAACCUGGGGCUGGGCAUCCAGGGCGGCGGCAGCAGCAGCGGCGGCGGCAGUGGCGCUGGUAGCACCGCCGGUGGGGGCAGCAGCAGCAACAGCAGCAACAGCGGCGGUGACCCGCGCCAGCCUCCGCCGCCAGCCUUCAUACUGCUCAAUCUGACGCGCCUGGACUUUGCGUUCCUGCCGGCGCGCAUCCAGCUACAGCGGGGGGUGGUGCUCAUGCUGCGAGGUCUGGAGCUGUGGCGGGCCCAGAGCCGCGUCUCCGCCCACCUGGACUUUCUGGCCGCGUCGCCGGCACCGGGCGCGGGCCGCGUCGUGAUUGAGAGCUGCAUCCAGCAUCGUGUGGCGUGCCUGUCGCUCCCCAAAGCGGAAGAGAACUAUCGCAGCCUGCCGAGAGGAGACGAGCUGCCGGCUGCAGCCGGGGGCAGCAGCAGCAACAGCAGUAGCAAUGGCCGUAGCAUUGGUACCGGUGGCGGCAGUGGCAGCAGCUAUGGAAUUCCAGUGGACGAGGACGGGCAGUCGGUGGAAAUGCGGACGUCGCCGCCAGUGUGCUGGUUCAACAUGGGGUGCAGCGAUGCGGUACCAGCGGACGGCAAUAGCAAUAGCGUUGCGCAGGGCCAGCCUCCACCUCCACCUCCACCGUCUCAGCAGCAGGUCGCAACCUCGGUAGCGCCGCCGCCUGAGAUUGCGGCGGCGGCUGACGCGGCGGGCGUGGCCGGGCGGGUGCAGUGCCGCUCGCCGUACCUGCGGCUGCGGGAUGUGUCGUACACGACUCAGAUUCUGGAUUCGACCUUUCUCAACAACGGCGGUUACACCGUGACGUUUGUGCACUCGUUCUUGGUAUGCGACUGGCCUGUCCCGGAUGACUGCGUCAACCUGCGCGGCGCUGAGCGCUGUGUGGCGGAGGCGCUGGCGACGCACAGCGAUGGCUACUACGCCGGGGCAGGCCCGCCGCCAGCCCGCGCGGCGGCAGGAGACCCGGCGGCGGCGCGCGGCGAUGGCUUGGCGCUGGGACUCGGGUUGGGCCUGGGCCUAGGAGGCACGCUCCUGGCGCUCAGUGCCGGCCUAGCCGCAUGGCUGCUGAUGCGGCGGCGGCGCCGCCGCCGACAGCACUACCAGCGGCGGCGCGAGUCGCCCGCGGGAGGUGAGGGCGGCGCCGCCACGGGCACCUCCUUCUCCUCCUCUCUGGAGCUGGGCAGUAGCCAGGCCUUGUCUCGGCCGCCGCACCAGCCGUGCGGCGCCGGCGCCCCCGCCUCAAGCGGCGGCGGCAGUAGCAGCAAGGCGCUGCAGGCGGUGGGGGGCGGGUGCAGCCGGCCCAGCGGCAGCGACAGCCGCGAUGGCGUGGUCACUAUCGCCACCACAGCGGGGACGCCCUCAGCGGAGCGAGCCGUGGGAGCGGUUGAGGAGGACGUGGCGCAGCAGCAUCAGGAGGGCGGUGAUGAGUUCGACGGCGCUGGCGGUGGUGUCGGGCGGCUCAGCGGCCGUCGGGCGCUGUCUGGCGGGGGCCCGCUGCGCUCAUUGGGCGGCCGCACCGGGUCCAUGACCUCCCGGAGGGGGGGCUGGGGCAGCGCCCCGGCCCGGCCCUUGCCUGCGGUUACUACGGCCGGCACCACCACAGAGAUGACGGCGGACAUGUUGUUUGGCGGCGGCGAGCCGUCUCGUGUGGAGGCACUGCGGCGGCAGCUGGCGGCCAGCCGACACACCGUCAGCGUGCAGAUUCUGGAGCCCAUUGGCCAGGGCUCGUUCGCGCGCGUCUACAAGGGCAUCUGGCAGGGCAGUGUGGUUGCCCUCAAGGUGUUGCUGCUGCCGGCCAGCCUGAGCCAGGAUGAGCGGCUGCAGCGCGUCGCCGUCAUGGAGGCGGCGGUCAGCAGCGGCCUCAGCCACCCCAACCUGGUCCAGACCUACAGCUACAGCUUCAGGGCGCUCUACGACAGCACCGCCACCAGCGCUAGUGUGCCGCACCGCCGCCGCGAUGACCUGCUGCUGCGAGACCCGCCGGCGCUGAUGGAGUCAGCUGCGGGCGGGGGCGGCGCCGCAGCAACAGGGGAGGGGGGCGAGGGGCUGGAGGGGGAGGGGGCUGGCGGCGUGGAGGCGCAGCCGCACGGCUAUGAGCUGCAGCUGGUGCUGGAGUACUGCGACCUGGGCACACUGCGCCAGGCCCUGGACCGCGGCGUGUUCCACCGCAACAUGCAGCUGCAGCGCCAGCAGCAGCAGGCGGGUGGAAGCGGCGGCGAAGGUGGAGGCGGAGGUGGAGUCGGAGGUGGAGGCGCAGGUGGAGGCGCAGGUGGCAACGGCGGAGGGGGUGUAGGAGCCGGAGGGGCAGGCGCAGGCGGGUCCGCAGCAGCAGUGGAGGGGCGCAGGGCGGUGCAGCCUGUAGUGGUGCCGACGGCGGACCGACAUCAGGCGGGUGCGGGUGCCGUGAGGUCAGCGGGUGGGGUGGGCGAGGGCAGCAGCCGAGGCCCGGGCGGCCCGGGGCCGGGGGCUUCGGCGGGCGCGGCAGCGGUGCGGAGUGCGGGGUCCACCAUUGCCGCGCACAUGCUGCAAGUGAUGGGCGGGGCGGGAGGCGGUGGCGGCGGGAUGCGAGGAGCCCUGCAGCAACUGCGGCAGCAGCUGCAGCCGCCUCGGCGGUCUCUUUCAGCAGGAAGGGUCCCGCCUAUAUCGCCUGACAAGCCGCCUGCACCUGCAUACCGCUACGGCCUGAUGCUGUCGGUGGCGUGUGACGUGGCGUCGGCACUGCUGCACCUGCACUCACACAACAUCGUGCACGGGGACGUCAAGGUGAGGACAGCAGCUGUGCCGUGGCGGCGGGCCAGCAACGUGCUGCUCAAGUCCGGCUCCGGCGGCAGUCGCGCCCUAGCUGCCUGCGGCAGCAGCAGCAGCGGCGCCGCGUCUGCCAUACCUGCCCUCCUGCUGCACAGCCCACCUGGUGGCGGAGGCGGCGGAGGCGCCGGCACCCCCGCUGGCAGCUCAGUGGGACCGGGUCCCACUCCUGCCGCCGCCGCAGCGCCGGCGUCAGUGCCCCGCACGGUCAGCGACACGUCAGACAGGGCUGCAGCCGGUUCUGGAGCUGCCUCUGGCCCUCAGCCACGCGUUGGCGGCAGCGGCGGCCAGCAGCAGCAGCAGGCGCAGCAGCCUGGCCCCACAAGCAGCACCUUUGAGCGGCUGCUCACGUCAGGCAUAGUCGCCAAGGUGGGCGAUUUCGGCCUGGCCACGCACAUGGACGACGAGCGGCAGGAGACGCACAUCUCCGCUCUGACGGCGCAGGGCACCCUGAGUCACAUGGCGCCGGAGCUGCUGCUGCAUGGACACAUCUCCAAGCACUGCGACACGUACGCGUUCGGCAUCCUGCUGUUUGAGCUGUUCAGUGGAGAGCGGGCGCACCGCGGAGUGCCCCGUGCGCUGCUGCCGCACUCGGUGGCGCUGCGCGGCCUGCGCCCAGUGCUGCCGCCGCACACGCCGCCCAGCUACCGCCGCCUGGCGGAGAGGUGCUGGCAGGCGGAGCCGCGACAGAGGCCCACAUUCCACGAGAUCCUGGACGAGCUGCAGCGCAUGCGUCAAACAGCAGAGGCGGAGGCGGAGGCGAAGGCUGGCGAGCAGCACGGCUGGCCUGCGGCCGCAGGUGCGGCGGCGGGGGCAGCAGCAGGUGCCGGGGGCAGCGGGGCCGCAGGUGCGGGCGGGGCCGCCGGCGGCGGCGGCGGCGCGCUGAGAUGGGUGGAGGUGCCGCGACUGGAGGCGACCACGUGUGACACUGCGCUGUUUGCGGCCAUGGUUGCGAGCACGGCGGAGAACGCGGUGUACUUCUAGAGUGGUGACCCAUGCAUGGUGGAGGUAAGCAGCGGCAGCCUAAGUGGUGCUGCACUUAGGCCCGUGUUUACCCGAGUGUUACGAACCAGUUGUUAACCAAUAGCAUUGCACAAUAAACAAAUGGCAGGCAAUCAUCAGAUUCUGGUGAGCGCAAAAGCAGGGCAUACAGCGGGAGCAGGCGCGGGUGAAUGAUGGCAGGCCCAGCAUGUGCGCACACGCACAGAUUCCGCGAGUGCCGUGUCACAGCCCGCCAUGCCAAUGCCAAGCGGCACGUGGUACGACAUGUUGGGCACGUGGUAUGGCAGGUUGGGCAUAUUUCUCGGAAUAGUGUCGCGAACGGAACGGUGGUGGCGCGUGACUCUGCGUCGGCCCCUCCCUUCCUAGUGCACUUUAUAAAGUAAGGCUGAGCAUCUAGCGGUGCGGGUGUCAUGGGCCUACGUACCUGCGGGUUUGACGGAUGGGGGUUUUGAUGGACGGACCGCGUCAUAGCCGCUGACAGGCUGCACCAACGCAUGGCUUCGAUACACAUGCUGGCCUACCAACGUGCGUGUUCGCACGGUGUACAGCACGUGUGUACGACAAUGGCCUUGCUGGCAACACCAGGGUUUGGCACGCCAUGCGUGUGCCGGUUUAUGAGGUAGAGGUUGGGUGGGAGCUGAAUGUUUGUUUAGAAGUUGUGAAUGUUAGGCGAGGCUCGGGUGGUGGGCGCACGCAGGAACGUUGCCGCUUGGGGUUUCAUGCCUUAUUGGGUCCGCAUGCUGCGCCUGCGAUUUCACUGAGGCGUCACCACGCGCAUGUGGUGAUGACCGUGUUACUUAGGUCCGUGACAUAGCAAAUAAGUCAUGCAUUACGUUUGGUCUUCCAGCGCAAGCAAUAAGCAACCAAGAACGCCAGCAGCAAUGGACGUGGCAAGGAAAAGGCCAAUAUAUCUUCGUAUGCUCAUAUCCAGGUCCUUUGGUAGCAACAUUCUUGUCACGAUCGAUGUGUGCUACUUAGGUUGAUGAUGAUGCAAGCGCACGACACUUGUUUGGCGGGAAUGGUGUGGCGUAGGGUUGGAUAGGGUGGAACGGUUGCGUGGUGUUGUGGCGGGGGAGGUCAGGCAGGGGAGGAGGGGGCAACAAAGUCUUGACAAGAGGCCGAGGAAUAACGAGAUUGCGAGAUUAUUAGCCAUGGCGUUAGGCUGUGGGCGCGGCAGCAUGACCAAGGCGGCAAGGCGGGUCUACGCUUCAAAGCCAGGGUGCACGUCAGCGUUGGGGGCGCCGCCGCGCAAGCGUCUUAGGGUUGCGAGGGCUGGAUAAUGCAAAGGGCAGCGUGCCGAGGGGAGGGGAGCUUUCACACCGCAUUCGCUUGUGAGCACCGCGUCCGUGUGAGUGUAAUGGUGGGAAGGU
Molecule: messenger RNA, 6491 nt
Organism: Chlamydomonas reinhardtii
Lineage: Eukaryota; Viridiplantae; Chlorophyta; Chlorophyceae; Chlamydomonadales; Chlamydomonadaceae
Exons: 17
Coding region: 388-5103 (1571 amino acids)
Biological process (GO): protein phosphorylation
Molecular function (GO): ATP binding; protein kinase activity
Source: RefSeq, a predicted model, not a curated record